Messenger RNA from Quercus robur (English oak), 1734 nucleotides. RefSeq lists its product as uncharacterized. The record is from RefSeq and is a predicted model, not a curated record. Lineage: Eukaryota; Viridiplantae; Streptophyta; Magnoliopsida; Fagales; Fagaceae. The transcript is spliced from 3 exons. Bases 1 to 1734 code for a protein of 577 amino acids. Gene Ontology annotation, molecular function: nucleic acid binding; RNA-DNA hybrid ribonuclease activity.
AUGCCCUUCGGCUUGAAAAACGCUGGAGCAACGUAUCAACGACUGGUCAAUCACAUGUUCCAUCCUCAGAUUAGGCGAAAUGUUGAAGUGUAUGUGGAUGACAUGUUAGUAAAAAGUUUGGAAGAGUGUAAACAUCUAGACGACUUACAAGAAACCUUCAACACACUCAGGCGGUACAGUAUGAAGUUGAACCCCAGCAAAUGUGCUUUCGGAGUAGUAUCAGGAAAAUUUCUUGGAUUCAUGGUCUCACACAAGGGGAUCGAGGCAAACCUGGAAAAGAUCAAGGAAAUCCUAGAUAUGAAGCCUCCGCAGAGUAUUAAAGAAGUUCAAUCUCUCACCGGGCGAGUUGCCGCCAUCAACAGGUUUGUCUCUAAAGCUACUGACAAGUGUUUACCAUUUUUCAAGGUUCUAAAGAAAGCAUUCGAGUGGACGGACGAGUGCCAAAGAGCCUUCCAAGAUUUGAAGACGUAUCUUGUUACGCCCCCGCUGCUGAGUCCGUCCGUGGUGAGAGAAGAACUGUUUUUAUACCUGGCGGUGACCCCACAUGUCGUGAGCUCAUCACUGAUAAGAGAGGAAGCAAAAAUGCAAAAGCCAGUAUACUACACCAGUAGGGCAUUGAGGGGGGCGAAAGGACGAUAUUCGCUAAUGGAAAAGCUGGCCUUCGCACUCAUCACGGCUUCCAGGAAGUUAGGACACUACUUCCAAGUCCAUGUAAUCAGCGUUAUGACAGAUCACCCACUUAAGAAAGCCAUGAACAAGUUGGAAGCUGCAGGACACUUUAUUGCGGAGUUCACGCCAAGAUGCGAUGAUGAAGAAGUGCAGGAGGAUAAAAAGUGGGUGGUCCAUGUAGAUGGCUCGUCCACGCAGCAUGCAGGAGGAAUAGGGGUGGUUUUGCAAUCCCCUGAAGGAGAUAAGUUGAAGCAUAGAGUCCAUUUACAAUAUCGACCAACUAACAAUGAAGUUAAGUAUGAAGCCCUGCUUAAAGGGCUAGAAUUGGUCAAAUCUGUAGAAGCGAAGUCAGUGCUCGUCUUGGGAGACUCUCUGUUGGUAAUGGGCCAAAUAAAUGGGACAUAUGAGGCGAAGGAAGAACGAAUGAAAAAGUACUUGGAGAGGGUGUUACACCUUGUGAAGAAAUUCAAGGAAGCUAACUUCAUUCAAAUCACGAGGGAAGAGAAUGCAGAAGCAGAUACCUUAGCGAAGGAAGCCUCAGCAAUCGGAACAACGGACGAGUAUGAUGAAAUUCAGUACGUCCUAAGAGUCUUCCGUCCUUCAGGUACGACACGAUUGGGGUCAUCCAAUUUUCUUCAUUCCCUAUUUGCUGCACUUCCGGGAGAUCUACACUUGGGACGUACUGAAUUUCAUCAUACUCGUCCGUUGUUCCGGUUGCUGAGGCUUCCUUCGCUAAGGUGUCUGGCCCCAGAUGAGGCAAACUAUGUGCUGAGGGAAGUUCAUGAAGGAGCCUGUGGAAACCAUUCGGGAGCCAAAUCGCUCAUCCACAAAGUCGUCCGUGCAGGGUACUAUUGGCCAACUGUUCAAGUGGAUGCAAAAGCUUAUGUCAAGGCAUGUGACAAAUGCCAACGAUUCAGUAAUAUCCCCAAACAACCAUCAGAGUAUCUCACCCCAAUGAUGGCCCCGUGGCCCUUUGCUCAAUGGGGCCUAGAUAUCCUUGGUCCUUUUCCACUUGGAACUAGACAGAUGAAGUUCUUAGUGGUAGGGAUUGACUAUUUCACUUAG